AUGAGCACCGCCGAAGCAGACCUCAGCAGCUGGCUAAAGUUUCCGCACAAUCAAUGGGCAUUCGCAAACAUCGACAAAGUUCUGCCUACCGCAACAAUCUCCAAGUCGAGCAAACCGGGCAACUUCCCACAAGCUCCCAACGAGUUCAGUGAAUUUGAAAUAGAGUCCAAUGGCAUCAAACACAACCUCAGUUCUUACCUCUCCCAAUCACAAACUGAUGGGCUUAUCAUCCUCCAACAUGGCAAAGUCCUUCUCGAGAACUACUUCAAUGGUAACACCAAAGAUUCAAAACAUAUUGUCAUGUCCAUCACCAAAUCCGUGACGGGCCUCCUUGUUGGCAUUCUGCAAGCCCGAGGGAAGCUUUCCGUGGAUGAUCUCGUUUCCAAAUAUGUUCCCGAGAUAUCGGGGACGGUCUGGAGGGACAAAACUAUCCAGCAGUGUAUCGAUAUGCGUUCCGGCGUGGCCUAUGUUGAUGGCACGCAUGAGUAUCGCGCCGCGGCGGGAUGGCAUCCUCUGAACGGGUCUGAGCAGCACACGGAUUUGAAGACUUUCUUGUCGAACUUUGUUCCGCAGGAGGUUAUUGAUGAUCGGUUCGAGUAUGUUUCUGCCAACACGGAUCUUAUAGGAUGGGUCUUGGAGCGAGCGAGUGGAAAGUCCUUUGCGGAGCUUAUGCAAGAACUCUUGUGGCAGCCUAUGGGAGCCGAGAAUGAUGCUGUAGUGGCGCUGGAUCCGAAAGCUUUCGCUCGUGCGGCCGGCGGGUUGUGUCCCACUUUACGGGAUCUUGCACGUCUUGUGAAGCUCUUUGUUGAUGACGGCAAGAACACCGAGGGCGAUGUUGUGGUCCCUGUGGAAUGGAUUCAAGAUAUCAUGCAUGGUGGUUCGAAAGAAGCGUGGCAGCGAGGAAAGUUCGCUGCGAUGUUUGGCAAUACCUUUGACAUGGUAUAUCGAUCGUUCUGCUAUGUUGAUAAGGCAAGUGACAUUGUUAUGGGCUUUGGUGUAUAUGGUCAGGUGUUUUUUGCCGACAAGAAACAGGGACUGGUAUUUGUGACGACCUCAAGCCAGGAUAGCCCCGUCGAUGUCGACAAGAUCAGGAUGACUUUGGCAGCCUUCAAAGAGUUCAAAAGAGUUUUGAUGCAAACUUGA
Molecule: messenger RNA, 1143 nt
Organism: Ramularia collo-cygni
Lineage: Eukaryota; Fungi; Ascomycota; Dothideomycetes; Mycosphaerellales; Mycosphaerellaceae
Exons: 1
Coding region: 1-1143 (380 amino acids)
Source: RefSeq, a predicted model, not a curated record